AUGAAAGAUUUGGGUCCUUUGAGUUAUUUCUUAGGCAUUGUUGUUACCCGACACAAGAAUUGUUUGUUCUUGUCUCAAACGAAAUAUGCUCAUGACAUUAUUAAGAAAGCAGGUAUGACAGAUUGUAAUCCAGCUUCCACUCCUGUUGAUUCUAAAGGAAAGAUGAGCACUCAAUCUGGUAUUUCUUAUAGAGAUCCUACCUCUUAUCGUUCUUUAUGUGGGGCGUUACAGUACUUGACAUUCACUCGUCCGGACAUUUCUUAUGUUGUACAACAAGUUUGCUUGUUUAUGCAUGCUCCUCAAGUUGCUCACAUGAAUGCCUUAAAACGAAUCAUCCGUUAUAUUCAAGGCACUGCUGAUUAUGGUUUGCAGUUAUACAAAUCAUCUAUUACUUCCCUUAUUUCUUAUACGGAUGCUGAUUGGGACGGGUGUCCUGAUACUCGUCGAUCUACAUCAGGUUAUUGUGUCUUUCUUGGAGAUAAUUUGAUUUCUUGGUCUUCUAAAAGAUGUUCGGUUACACAGGCAACCUUAGUUUAUUGCGAUAAUGUUAGUGCUAUUUACCUCUCUAGUAAUCCGGUACAACAUCAGCGCACUAAACAUAUUGAAAUGGACAUUCACUUCGUUCGUGAGAAAGUCCAACGGGGUGAAGUUCGUGUCUUGCAUGUGUCAUCCCGAUACCAGAUUGCAGAUAUUUUUACUAAAGGUCUGCCUAAGAUUUUAUUUGAUGAUUUUCGGGCCAGUCUCAGCGUUUGCAAAGCUCCCGUUUCGACUGCGGAGGUGUGA
Impatiens glandulifera is the source of this 783-nucleotide messenger RNA. RefSeq lists its product as uncharacterized. Bases 1 to 783 code for a protein of 260 amino acids. The record is from RefSeq and is a predicted model, not a curated record. Lineage: Eukaryota; Viridiplantae; Streptophyta; Magnoliopsida; Ericales; Balsaminaceae. The transcript is spliced from 2 exons.